Porites lobata is the source of this 30488-nucleotide messenger RNA. NCBI's taxonomy places the organism in Eukaryota, Metazoa, Cnidaria, Anthozoa, Scleractinia, Poritidae. The record is from the annotation of a GenBank genome assembly.
ACACAAACAGAUAUCGUGCGAGUCAUCUUUUCCUCUUUACUUCGUCAUGCCAGGUUAUCAACUUUUUUAUAAGGAAUACCUGUUGAACUUUAUAAUAUUUGGGAUGGUGAUGCAUAAAAAUCGAAAAAUAUGAGCCACACGUGCUAAGUCUUUAAAAUAAUAACACUGAUUAUUUAAUACUGAUUGUUUUAUAAUCCAUUUUGGGCUUUAACAUUGAUUGCGAGGCAGUUUCCUUGCAAAAUUUAAGUCUUAAAGUGUAUUUUUCACCCCGAUUUCUACGUUUCAACUACGAAAAAUGUCUCUGUGCCGUCAGAAUUAUCAUGAAGCGUGUGAAGCUGGCAUUAACAAGCAGAUCAACCUUGAGUUGUAUGCAAGCUACGUGUACUUGUCGAUGGUAGGUUCGCUUUCUUCCCGCCGUCAUUUUUCGAUACGGGUGGUCUAAAGUUUAUGUGUUUUUUCGCUCUAGGCCUAUCACUUCGAUCGUGAUGAUGUGGCCCUGCCAGGAUUUCACAAAUUCAUGCUGAAACAGUCGGACGAGGAACGUGAACACGCUCGCCAGGUAACUUAAUCGCGAUGUUAAAUCAUUUUCAAAAUGUCAUCUAAGUCGUGUGGCCCCGUAGUUUAACUAAUCCGCACUAUGGCUCAAUUUGUAGCUGAUGAAAUACCAGAACGAACGAGGAGGCCGCAUUGUGUUGCAAGAUAUCAAGGUAAGGGUGAAAUUUGACACAAUCGGCAAUUUUGGAACGUGCCAGAGCUUUUCAACUGGGUGUAACAUGCAUUACAUUGAGAGGAGGUCGCCUUUCUCACGCCGUUACUGUGCAAAUUCAUAUGUAAACAAUUUUUGUAGAUCGUUCGUUUUUUUGGUUUUUCAGUAUCUAUCGGUAACUGUUAUGAUGUUUGUUCUCUGGGGAGCUUGAAGGGUCAGCGAACACCCUCUGAAUGCGAGAUGAAACGUACACGCACUCGCCUCAGACUGAGUGGGCUGUGACAGUACAAAUAAGAGCUUUAUCUAAGCCCCAUCAUUUUAAUUUUUGCGAUGAAAUUGUGUGACUGUUUCAUGUGUAAAAAUUCUGGGUGAUUCUCUUUUGCAUCCUCUUUGUUAUUAGUUGUAAGUUCGAGUUCCUUGCCGGGAGAAGAAAGUCAGGAAGAGCUUGGUAGUAAAUCUUGGCAAAACAACCCAAUAAGUAGCGUUUGGGGGGCAGGGGGGCAGGGGGGCAGGGGGGCAGGGGGUAGUACAGUGCUGUACAGGACAGACACUAUUGUCUGUCCCCGCAGAGAAUUUUAACGACAGGAUUAUGACUGUAGUUAGUGUCUUCUGAUUAUCAGUGGUGAAUGUGUUUCAUGUGUCGUAUAACCUUUUGUAGAAGCCAGAAAAGGAUAAAUGGGGAAGUGGACUGGAAGCGUGCCAGGCUGCUUUGGAUUUGGAGAAGCAUGUGAACCAAGCCUUGCUUGAUCUGCAUAAGAUUGCCGACUCUAAUGGUGAUCCCCAGGUGAGUUUUAUGCUACUCAAAGCUCUUCAAGUGAGGUUGUAUGUCUCGUGGUAAAAUGUUGUGAGGAAUUAAAUUGUUUGAUGGCCAUUGUGACAAAUUGUAUGCGGACAUUUAUUUGGAGUCUUAUACAAUAAACAGUAUAUCAACUAUUUCCAAAUAACUAAAAUUACUAACAACAAAAAUUUCUAACCAUAUAUGGCUAAUAAGGUUAUUAAUUAAUUAAGGCCUAAAGUAUUUACUUUUUGCCGUCUUCCCCUUUCCUUUUUUAAAAGCAUUCGAGUACAUGUAUUGCUAUUAGUUUUUGUGUUUUAGCAUUUCCGCUAGGGGGUUUUAUUAGAAACAUAAAUAUCUUGUUAGGUGACAUUCUGCUUAUUUUUAUUCUACAUUCUUUUUCCAAAUAAUCUAGUAACGAUCAUUUUUUUUCCUGUUAAGCAGGGCAUAUAUUUAGAAAAUGGUAUUCGUCCUCCAUUUCUAUUUUACAGAUUGGGCAAAUUCUUUCUUCAGGUUUCUCAAACGGUUUCGAUUAGCAUCCUGUCUCUACGGCUAAUUUUUGGUUGCUUAGUCGCACAUCUACACCAUGAUUGGGGGGGGGGGGGGGUGGCAAGGGUUUCAAAUAGGCCAUUUCCGAGUUCCCGCAGGCCUCUGUUUCAAAACGAAGGUAGGUGCUCAGCCUUUGAUUUGGAAGUCAUUUUUCAUUGUCAUGCAAAUAAAAUGUUAUUUCUGACUAAUGAGCCCGCGAAGAAGGCAGAAAUAAAUAUUUUGACCGCACGAGAUACAACAGGGCGUGGGUACUAAGCCGGGUGCACCAUGGGUAGCCAUAUCGGGGGUAUAUAAGGCUGCGUGUAUCACGUGUACGUCAUCUAGGCUUACGAACCAACCUCUCUUUGGUUUUUCUUACAUUUUUGUUUUAUUUAAUUUUUAGGAGCAAGCUAUUCUCGAUUACAUUGUAAAGUCCCGUAUGAAGGGCUUUGAGCUUGAGCCUUGGUUCCUAUCCAGAUUUUCUGCCCGCAUUUUUUCCCUUCGGGAUUUUUUUGGGCAGGAUUUUCUGGCCUCCGUCUGACCGCAUUUAUUUCAGUUUGUAAGCGCUAGCUCAGCUGUGCUAGUUUUCAACUUUUUUCCGGUUUCUUAUUUCAUGUCCUUGUAUAGUUAUCACAGUUUUACACCUGCUCUUUUACUUGAUAUAUUUAGUUUGUAUGUAUGCUUAGGUCAGCUGUCCCGGAACCGCUCUUUAGGAGGCGACAUAAGUCUUGUUUGACGCAGUUAGAUUGCAGGCAAUGUUACAGACCUCUAGCCAGGGUUGUUAUCCAUUUGCUUACCCUCAAUGUCCCGCCCUAGCCUUUUCUGGCAGCCUUACUGGUUAUUGGGCUACGUGCCUUGUUGGGUGCAUUAGUCAACAUAAUUCCCAGUUUCCCUGGCACUCAGCCUCUGUGUUCCUGAACUGUUCCCAGUCCCAGUUAUCCGUUGACCAGAGUUUUAUUUAGUACCCCCAGCCUAACUGACACUAAGCCUGCCCGCUUAUUUCGGGGAUUCAGGUCGAGAUCGACCAGUUAGUGUAGCAGUUCCUUCUUUUUGCUUAGCCUCUGUGCUCCUACCGUGUUCCCUGUGCCAGUUAUACGUUGUCAGAGUUUUAAUAAGUUUCCCCAGCCUAACUGGCGGCCUAACUUACACUAAGCCUGCGUGCUUAAUUGGGGGAUUCAGGUCAAGAGCGACCAUUUGUAGCACGAGUUUUUUCUUUUUGUGAAAUGCAGUUUUCGAGUGUUGUACAUUACCUAUUCAAUAGUAAUCACCUAUUAUUGUAUUUACAUAAGUACUUUUUAGGGUUGUUUCUCGCCAAGCGGUCCCAAAAUAUACUUAUCUGCCUUUACGUUUUGUCUGUUGAUGUUGUGUAGUGGAGUCAAAAUACUCAUUUUCACAAGAACGGUUGUGCACAUAGCUUCAUUUUGAAAGUGAGGGUUUUUGGAACUCGGAAGUGCCUAUUGCAUUUGGCUGUAAUAAAGCUUAAUUUGCAUUUUUGCCAUUCUUAUUUGUAAGGGCUGCAUUCAAACUUUCAGCAUCUAUUUGUCUCAUUCUUAUUUCUAGCCUGCGUACCAAGUGUUGCCGCGCGAGUUCGUCGAGAAAGUUGGGACGAGAGCAAAAAAAGGAAUGACAGGGUAGGGGGGAGGGAAAAGAAGGAAACGCUUCUCCCCUCACCCUUUACAUCUUUUCUUUUUUUUCUCCCGCUCUAACUUUCGCACAAUAACUCGAUUGGAAAUGCUUGCUAAAUUUAAGCAAUCUAUUUGUGAGUUUCCCACGGUUUAUUGCUUGAUUAUCUCUUGGCGAUAUCGAGCUAAAAAAUAAGCUCUCCUUUCUCUGCUUUCGCGUGACUUCGCACAAUAUUCAGUUAACUCACCAUUAUCAUACUGCCCAUGAUGCACCUUGUUUAUCCCUCAAAAUUUUGCAUAAGCAUUGUUUUACUUUCUCUUGGAACGACUGUAAUCCUCAGGAGAAAUUGGAAGCAACGGUUAUGGUAAACAAGGUAUAUUAUCGGCAUUGACCACUCCAGAAAAUACCAUAACAUACCACAAAGCUCCUUGUUUGUCACCCCAAAAUUUUGCAAUAAGCAUUGUUUUCAGUUUCUCUUUGGGCCAUUUUAACUCCCAAGAGAAACUGAAGACAAUGCUUAUGCAAAAUUUUGGGGUGACAAACAAAGAGCAUUAUGGUAUGUUAUGGUAUUUCCUGGAGUGAUCAAUUGUGAAAAGGCCCUGUCCACACCAACACGUUUUCAAAAGUAUGCAUUUUCCUUGUCAUCAAAAACUCAUCAAUCAAUUUGCGUUCACACUACGGGUAUUAAAUAGCUCAAUCCUAGUUCACCAGUCAAUAAGGUGGCAUAACUGUUUUUUCUUCACAGUUGCAAGACUUUUUGGAAUCAGAAUACCUUCAAGAGCAGGUUGAAAGUAUCAAAGAGCUAUCAAACUUCGUUAACACCCUCAAACGGCUUAGCAAGGAUAACUACGCUCUUGGUGAAUACCAGUUUGAUAAAGUAACUCUUAAAGGCGACAGCAAGGAAUAGACUCAACGACUACUUGAAUUAGAAUUUUGUACUGGAGUGGGUCUUGAAUGUUUUUGGGACAUUGAGAAUUUUCUAGCUUAGAAUAGCGGCAGAAUUUUAACAAUUUUUCUGACAAAGCGGUAAAAUCUUGAACGUUCUGAAAUUAGUAAAAUCCCCGAUCGUCUAAGAUUUUCCUGAGAUAUUAAAACUGGGCUUAAGUUUUCGUCUUUUUUACAAUUUUUAUCUUUUUGUUAUUGUUUAUUGUUUAACUACUUAUGAAAUACUUUAUACUCUAGUUUUGAAUUUAGCCCAUGAUACUUCAUUCCUUUUGUGACAAAUUCAGUUUUCAAAGGAAAAUUAGUAUUAUUGUUAUUGUUAUCUUCCACAAGACAAUAUUUAUUGAUUAGCAAGGGUGAAUUGAUUAGUUUGUGAUUGUUUUUAUAUAUCCGGCAUAGUCAAAUCAGAUCAAAUGUAACUUUCCUGUUCACUUUAUGAUCAAUAAAUGUCUCCGAAGCAAUCUGAGGCAUGAUAGACAUAAUGGACUUUUUUAUUUGUUCCUUGACUUGUGUGGAUCGCAUGGAGCAUGAAAGACAAGAACCAACUCUUUUCCAGGCCGUCAAUUCAAAUAUAAAGCCCUGUGCAAACGAUGGCAACGUUAUUGAAUGUUACAUGUUGCGUCCAGUUUGCACACCCUGUUACAUGUUGUUGCGAGUUGGUGGGAGUUGUCGCAUCCCAGUCCGUUUGAACAGCACUGCCAAAACGGACGCAACAAUGCCGAUUAUUCAGGGUUCGUACUCGUUUGAGCUCUUCAAAUUCCGUGACUUUUUCCAUGACCUUUUUAAGUUUUCCAAGACCUUGGGUUUAGUUGUCACUUUCAAAAAUGUUCACAAUUUUCGUUGUUUGGGGGUAUUUUUUGACCUUAAACAGUUCAACAGACACAAACUCAGGUGUCCACCAAAAUGCGUGCCGUUUGCGCUCUUUCAUUGCUCCUCUCUAUCUUAAUGCACCUAUCAAUGUAAAGCCGGCGAAGGGGGCGGGGGAGCAGGGCAUGGGGUGGGGAUUUGAUUGUCUUUGUUGGCCCUGGGGUAGGGCAUUUGACUGAUCUUGUUCUCCCAGGGGAGGAUAUAUUUGAAUCUUUCUUCACCCGACGUGAAGAUAUUUGACUGCCGACUCAGACGAAAAAGACUGAGUCCGAACAUGUGUUUCUCGAUUCCACGCUUCAAGCAUGCGCCAUACGGUUUGAAAAGAUCAGGAAGUCAUGGAGGCAAAUGAGCGAAACAAGCGAAGGCUGAGUGGAUUUCACUGUUUUGUCUUCAAAUUUCGUUUGUUUUAGCGUGUUUUUUAUCAAUUGAACCUCUUAAAAUACUGUGGUAUCAAAGUAAACGGAAGUAAAGAGAAACCAAGUCGAUUUUUGCAAGUACAAUUGACUAGUGUAUGGCUCAUUCGCUACAAUCACUGUAAACUUAUAAAACUGACUUUCAUUGUACCCUUUACUAAGAACGGUAUAUUUAAACUUACAAAAUGUGGACUUUCUCUAAAGGUUUAUGUAUUCUACGCAGUGUAACACGGAUUAUGGUUAAAACAUAUAAUUAGCUUAUAAUUGCAGCUGUAACCGGAACAUGUAUGUUUGGUGAUGCAGCAACGUUUAAAAAAGAUUGCAGAGUUUUAUUUGGAAAUAUUUUUAUUGUGCAGCCUGGGGUAGGGAAAUUUGGUUGCAUUUGACUGGAAUGAUUUGCCCGUGGGCAGGGAAUUUGAUUGCAAAUUUUUGCAAAGAGUCAAAUCCCCACCCCUUGCCCUGCCUACUCCCCCGCCGGCAUUUCAUUGAUAGGUGCAUAAAUUGUCCUUGCUCUGUCAUCUGCAAUAUCUAAACUACCAAACGAAACUUUAAUUUUCCAUGACUUUCAAGGCACGAGCGUUUCAGGAGGGCAACUUAAAUACGGCGAUCAGUUUUUAUUCAAGACAGCGUGAUAUAUAAAUAAAUAUGCGCACUCAAAAAUGGCAGCCGCGCCUUUAAGAACCGACAAUGAAAUUCCCUGACUUUCCAGGUUUUCCAUGACCUGUACAAACGCUGUAUUAUUAUAGGCCCAACAUUGUUGCAAGCAGCUUAAGGUCCACACACUUCGAGCGCAGUCGCCGGCUGUUCCUUUCGCCUCCCCCUAGAUCUCGUGUUUUCACGAUCCAACUGUGCUCUCGAAACGGUUACUCUGUAGUGUAAAAUUUUUGCGGGAUAAAAUUUGCCCCAGUACUUGAGUCUUAAAUCCAACCUCACCCGAAUUGUUUUUCAUUAAUAAACUUCCGAAAACGUUUCAUGAUACACCUACUAGGAACCGUACAAGAUAUUUUAAACUAAAUUAAGGCACUGUUUACGUUUAGGUGGGGACCUUUGGUAGGUGAGGUAUUACUCGCUUUGUUGGGGUAACCCACCUGUCCAUAUAAUAUCUCGUUUUCAUUUUUUACGUUUGCAUGAUACGUGGGGUAGCUAUAUGAGAGAUCAUAUGGACAGGCGGGUGAGCUCACCUAAGCAGGGGCCCGUUUGUCGAAAGUCCUGGUAACUUUACGGGUCCGAAAUCAAAUAUUCAAGUCGAAAUAUAAAGAGAAUAAGAAUAAGAGCGCGGGUCCUGGCUAGCAAACUACUCCAUUUUGUUUCAUUAACUGAUAGUUUUAUCAUGUUAGAUGCAAAACUAUUGAAACCUUGAUCUUUAAUGUAAAGGGAGAUAGCUUACCGGGCCCGUUAAUUAUCGGGACUUUCGAGAAACGGGCUCCAGGUUACCUCACCUACCUGGGGUCCCCCAGCUCCAUACAAGAGGCCCGGCGAGGGGAUAUUUUUUCGACCGAUGGGGACAGUACAAACAGUAUGGUGCCUGUUGCCCGCUGAAACUUUACGUUGGACGUAACACUGGUAACAGGUCAGCCUUGUAGUCUCGGUUCACUCAUCUCCAUGGGUCAGGCCGCAUACAGGUCCUAAACUUCGCGGCCUUCUAAACUACAGAGCCCAGUUGUUCGAAGGCCGAUUAGCUCUUAACACGGGGUUAAAUUUAACCCGGGUUUCUUUUUCUGGUGUUCAAAACCAUUUUCUCCGGUGAUUUUCUCAGUUAUUUUUAGAGCCUUCAAUCAUCAACUUGUAGACAAAAGGAAUUAAAAUUGAAAUGCUUUUUAAGCUUUCAUAUCUGAAUUCAAAUCUUGCACUAACCCUGGGUUAUAUUAACCCAGCUAUGAACAACUCGGCCCUGGGUGUUUCAAAAGUUCGUUCCGAUUUUUUCUUCACUUAAAUUUCACUGAUUAUUAAAGAUAACUUUUGUAAACCUAAGCAUGUUAUUCAUUAUUCAUUUAACAUUGAAUAACUGAAAUAUUAGCAACCAGAAUGUCUUCCUUUAUGAUUUCUGACAUUUUCUAAACGGUGAGGUAUAGAAUUUGCGAGCUCCCAUAGCGUGUCUAAAUUCACAAUUUCCCAGGUGAAGCGUGGUCGCUGUCUUAGCUAGUCCAGUGUUUUGGGGGCUGGAUCUUUGUAUGUUGUCUCAUCAACGAUAAUCCAGAUGGUUACUAGAGGAUUCGCAUCACGUGAGUUUACCAGCCGGUCGUCCUUUGGUAUAAAGUUUGCAAAUUCUUCUGAUGCCAUGCCUGCAUGAAAUGUGCACCGCCUUUUUUCUUUUCAGGCUGUUCAACCUUUGUUGGUCACAUAUCUCCAUACCGUUGUGCUCGAAACUUUGAUAUUGCGAAGUUGAAGUUUUCUUUUUACCUUGCAGUCUUGUUGAAUCAGUAUUACGGAUAUACUUACAGCUUUUUCGAUAACAUUUUUCACACAGUUUGUGAAAAAAAACCCCCGGCCAUCUACAACUUUGUUUGUCUUGUAAGGUCUUUACUCUUGACCACUUGUUCUCUCAUCGUUCAGACUUCUUCAACAAUUUGACAAUUUCUUUGGCUAAAUGGACGGAGUACCGUAAAAAUAGACGCUUGAGCUCUAGCAGGAACAGUGUACGCCUUCAUUUUCGUAAAAGAGUGGAAAAAACAAAAGAAAACGCCAAAAAAAACGGAAAGAGAAAACCUACAAAAUGGGCAGGGAAAAUAUGGCAGGAAAAAAUUCGCGUACGUGUACAUUUGGGGAAAAACUUACAUGUAAAAAAUAUCAUAAUUUCUUCAAAUUUUAGUUUGAAAUUGCUUUGAACGGUUAUUUAAAUAAAUUUCCUACCUGAAUCAGCUUACAUUUGGCUAAGAAAGCAUCAAAUUCCUUGCACAAAAUACAAUUUACAAUCGAAACGAACUUUUGAAACACCCCGUAGAUGCAAAAUAUUAGCUUGCGAAGUUUGGAAAUACGCUAAAAGCAAAAUUUCGAGUUUUUGGGUUUAAAAGUGACACAGCAUUGACUUUUACUUUUCGCUCGCUCUCCUCCACUCUUUUUUCGCUUUUCUUGCCCCAUUUUUUCUCUUGCUGGGCAUUUACUAGGCUUCAUUUUGGUGGGAAAAGUUUGGAGGAAAACUUUUAGUACCUUAGGAUUAAAGGAAAGGAAAGGUAGGUGGGUAAUGGAACAAGAUUUUUAUGGAAAUUUUCGAGUGACUGUUACAUAGUUUUUUGCCUUUUUCUGCGGUGUCCUUGACUGAAUUGUGCUCAUUCUGGUAUGCCUUGAAAGAUCUCUUCACUCUACACAAGCUAACGGACAACGUUAUCCUUGAUUAUUAAUAACUGAUGACGUCACAAGUGGUAGAAAGGACGGACGCGAAUCUGCACUGGCGGUUACGGGCGGCUGAGGGGCGAACGUGGUAAUCAAAAAACCUGAAAGUCGCCUUUUGCCGAUUUUUUCACCUGAUUUUACAUUAAAUAGUCAGACUCGGUCGUUUUAUGCUGAAAAGAGGAUUUUUCUCAAAAAGCUUAGUACUUUGCUUAAAAUUAGACAGAUUGUGUAGGUCCCCUGCUGUGCCGGAUAUUUUGGGAGGUCAUGAGCGCGAACUUCCCUUUAAAUAAGUAGAUAGAUGUUGUCAGAUCAAAUAAUCACAUAAUCACGAGGAAACCACCAGCAUCAUAUCAUAAGCAGUAUAUUCGUAUUGUUUUCUUUCUUUUUUGGGGGAGGGGGCGGGGGUGUGGGGGUGCGGGGAGAACUAAAUGGUUUUAAAACACCAUUCCUUUUUGGCCUCAAUACAGUACACAAACAGAUAUCGUGCGAGUCAUCUUUUCCUCUUUACUUCGUCAUACCAGGCUAUCAACUUUUUUAUAAGGAAUUUACCUGUUGAACUUUAUAAUAUUUGAGCUGGUGAUGCAUAAAAUCGAAAAAUAUGAGGCACACGUGCGAACUCUUUUUGAAGAGUUGGCACGUGUUAACACUGAUUCAGCGAUUUUUAAUCCUUCUUAAACAAAAACCCAGUGUGAUUUAAUAGUUGUUUUAUAAUCCAUUUUGGAUUGUUUCGCCUUAACAGUGAUUGAACGAGGCAGUUUCCUUGCAAAAUUUAAGUUUUAACGCGUAUUUUUCACCCCGUUUUCUACUUUUCAACUACGAAAAAUGUCUCUGUGCCGUCAGAAUUAUCAUGAAGAGUGCGAAGCUGGCAUUAACAAGCAGAUCAACCUUGAGUUGUAUGCAAGCUACGUGUACUUGUCGAUGGUAGGUUGGCUUUCUUCCCGCUGUCAUUUUUCGAUUCAAGUGAUCUAAAGUUUAUGUGUUUUUUUCGCUCUAGGCCUAUCACUUCGAUCGUGAUGAUGUGGCCCUGCCAGGAUUUCACAAAUUUAUGCUGAAACAGUCGGACGAGGAACGUGAACACUCUUGCAAGGUAACUUAAUCGCGGUGUUAAAGGAACUGGGUCACGAAAUUCAGCCAAAUUAGGAAAUUACAAAAUGCCCGUUAAAUUAAGAGAAACGUAAAAAUAACCGCUUAAAACUUUAAAGGAAGGUUUAAAUAACAUAACAGAAACAACAGAUGCCACAGAUGGGCAGAAAAACCGAAGAAGAUUGAAACGGAUUGAAAAUAGGGUUUUUGAAAACUGCUCACCCUAACAGUUUUUCAAAGUUGAUCCCUACUGCUUGCAACUUCAAAAAUAAUGCCAUUCAGGAGACAUAUUUGUUUAUUUGUCUGGGAUCUCUGAUUUUUGUCAGUUACAUGUAAUUUCUUUGCUUACUUUAAGUUCCAUAGCGAGUGAGGGCGAGUAAUUGGCAAAAUCACACAAAACGAAGUGAACUGCCGUGACACAGCCCUUUAAAAUCAUUUUCAAAAUGUCAUCUAAGUCGUGAGUGGUGUGUCCCCGUAGUUUUACUAAUCCGCACUAUGACUCAAUUUGUAGCUCAUGAAAUACCAGAACGAACGAGGAGGCCGCAUUGUGUUGCAAGAUAUCAAGGUAAGGGUGAAAAAAAUCGAAAUGAUCCUGGUAAUAUUACGUCAAGCCAAAGUUCAUGAUUAAUCGAAGUCAAUUAAAUUUGACACAAUCGGCAAUUUUGGAACGUGCCAGUGCUUUUCAACUGGGUGUAACAUUACAUGAGAGGAGGUCGGCUUUCUCUCGCUGUUACUGUGCAAAUUUAUAUGUAAACAAUUUUUGUAGAUCGUUCGUUUUUUUUUGGUUUUUCAGUGUCUAUCGGUAACUGUUACAAAUGUUUGUUCUCUGGGGAGCUUGAAGGGUCAGCGAACACCUUCUGAAUGCGAGAUGAAACGUACACGCACUCGCCUCAGACUGAGUGGGCUGUGACAGCCAAAUAAGAGCUUUAUCUAAGCCCCAUCAUUUUAAUUUUUGCGAUGAAAUUGUGUGACUGUUUCAUGUGUAAAAAUUCUGGGUGAUUCUCUUUUGCAUCCUCUUUGUUAUUAGUUUUAAGUUCGAGUUCCUUGCCGGGAGAAGAAAGUCAGGAAGAGCUUGGUAGUAAAUCUUGGCAAAACAACCCAAUAAGUAGCGUUUGGGGGGCAGGGGGGCAGGGGGUAGUACAGUGCUGUACAGGACAGACACUAUUGUCUGUCCCCGCAGAGAAUUUUAACGACAGGAUUAUGACUGUAGUUAGUGUCUUCUGAUUAUCAGUGGUGAAUGUGUUUCAUGUGUCGUAUAACCUUUUGUAGAAGCCAGAAAAGGAUAAAUGGGGAAGUGGACUGGAAGCGUGCCAGGCUGCUUUGGAUUUAGAGAAGCAUGUGAACCAAGCCUUGCUUGAUCUGCAUAAGAUUGCCGACUCUAAUGGUGAUCCCCAGGUGAGUUUUAUGCUACUCAAAGCUCUUCAAGUGAGGUUGUAUGUCUCGUGGUAAAAUGUUGUGAGGAAUUAAAUUGUUUGAUGGCCAUUGUGACAAAUUGUAUGCGGACACUACACAUACAUACAUACAUGUUUUUUAUUUGGAGUCUUAUACAAUAAACAGUAUAUCAACUAUUUCCAAAUAACUAAAAUUACUAACAACAAAAAUUUCUAACCAUAUAUGGCUAAUAAGGUUAUUAAUUAAUUAAGGGUUUCAAAUAGGCCAUUUCCGAGUUCCCGCAGGCCUCUGUUUCAAAACGAAGGUAGGUGCUCAGCCUUUGAUUUGGAAGUCAUUUUUCAUUGUCAUGCAAAUAAAAUGUUAUUUCUGACUAAUGAGCCCGCGAAGAAGGCAGAAAUAAAUAUUUUGACCGCACGAGAUACAACAGGGCGUGGGUACUAAGCCGGGUGCACCAUGGGUAGCCAUAUCGGGGGUAUAUAAGGCUGCGUGUAUCACGUGUACGUCAUCUAGGCUUACGAACCAACUUCUCUUUGGUUUUUCUUACAUUUUUGUUUUAUUUAAUUUUUAGGAGCAAGCUAUUCUCGAUUACAUUGUAAAGUCCCGUAUGAAGGGCUUUGAGCUUGAGCCUUGGUUCCUAUCCAGAUUUCCUGCCCGCAUUUUUUCCCUUCGGGAUUUUUUUGGGCAGGAUUUUCUGGCCUCCGUCUGACCGCAUUUAUUUCAGUUUGUAAGCGGUAGCUCAGCUGUGCUAGUUUUCAACUUUUUUCCGGUUUCUUAUUUCAUGUCCUUGUAUAGUUAUCACAGUUUUACACCUGCUCCUUUACUUGAUAUAUUUAGUUUGUAUGUAUGCUUAGGUCAGCUGUCCCGGAACCGCUCUUUAGGAGGCGACAUAAGUCUUGUUUGACGCAGUUAGAUUGCAGGCAAUGUUACAGACCUAUAGCCAGGGUUGUUAUCCAUUUGCUUACCCUCAAUGUCCCACCCUAGCCUUUUCUGGCAGCCUUACUGGUUAUUGGGCUACGUGCCUUGUUGGGUCACUUGGGUGCAUUAGUCAACAUAAUUCCCAGUUUCCCUGGCACUCAGCCUCUGUGUUCCUGAACUGUUCCCAGUCCCAGUUAUCCGUUGACCAGAGUUUUAUUUAGUACCCCCAGCCUAACUGACACUAAGCCUGCCCGCUUAUUUCGGGGAUUCAGGUCGAGAUCGACCAGUUAGUGUAGCAGUUCCUUCUUUUUGCUUAGCCUCUGUGCUCCUACCGUGUUCCCUGUGCCAGUUAUACGUUGUCAGAGUUUUAAUAAGUUUCCCCAGCCUAACUGGCGGCCUAACUUACACUAAGCCUGCGUGCUUAAUUGGGGGAUUCAGGUCAAGAGCGACCAUUUGUAGCACGAGUUUUUUCUUUUUGUGAAAUGCAGUUUUCGAGUGUUGUACAUUACCUAUUCAAUAGUAAUCACCUAUUAUUGUAUUUACAUAAGUACUUUUUAGGGUUGUUUCUCGCCAAGCGGUCCCAAAAUAUACUUAUCUGCCUUUACGUUUUGUCUGUUGAUGUUGUGUAGUGGAGUCAAAAUACUCAUUUUCACAAGAAAGGUUGUGCACCUAGCCUCAUUUUGAAAGUGAGGGUUUUUGGAACUCGGAAGUGCCUAUUGCUUUUGGCUGUAAUAAAGCUUAAUUUGCAUUUUUCCCAUUCUUAUUUGUAAGGGCUGCAUUCAAACUUUCAGCAUCUAUUUGUCUCAUUCUUAUUUCUAACCUGCGUACCAAGUGUUGCCGCGCGAGUUCGUCGAGAAAGUUGGGACGAGAGCAAAAAAAGGAAUGACAGGGUAGGGGGGAGGGAAAAGAAGGAAACGCUUCUCCCCUCACCCUUUAUAUCUUUUCUUUUUUUUCUCCCGCUCUAACUUUCGCACAAUAACUCGAUUGGAAAUGCUUGCUAAAUUUAAGCAAUCUAUUUGUGAGUUUCCCACGGUUUAUUGCUUGAUUAUCUCUUGGCGAUAUCGAGCUAAAAAAUAAGAGCUGUCCUUUCUCUGCUUUCGCGUGACUUCGCACUUUAUUCAGUUAACUCACCAUUAUCAUACUGCCCAUGAUGCACCUUGUUUAUCCCUCAAAAUUUUGCAUAAGCAUUGUUUUACUUUCUCUUGGAACGACUGUAAUCCUCAGGAGAAAUUGGAAGCAACGGUUAUGGUAAACAAGGUAUAUUAUGAGCAUUGACCACUCCAGAAAAUACCAUAACAUACCACAAAGCUCUUUGUUUGUCACCCCAAAUUUUUGCAAUAAGCAUUGUUUUCAGUUUCUCUUAGGGCCAUUUUAACUCCCAAGAGAAACUGAAGACAAUGCUUAUGCAAAAUUUUGGGGUGACAAACAAAGAGCAUUAUGGUAUGUUAUGGUAUUUCCUGGAGUGAUCAAUUGUGAAAAGGCCCUGUCCACACCAACGCGUUUUCAAAAGUAUGCAUUUUCCUUGUCAUCAAAAACUCAUCAAUCAAUUUGCGUUCACACUACGGGUAUUAAAUAGCUCAAUCCUAGUUCACCAGUCAAUAAGGUGGCAUAACUGUUUUUUCUUCACAGUUGCAAGACUUUUUGGAAUCAGAAUUCCUUGAAGAGCAGGUUAAAAGUAUCAAAGAGCUAUCAAACUUCGUCAACACCCUCACACGGCUUAGCAAGGAUAACUACGCUCUUGGUGAAUACCAGUUUGAUAAAGUAACUCUUAAAGGCGACAGUAAGGAAUAGACUUAACGCCUACUUUAAUUAGAAUUUUGUACUGGAAUAGGUCUUGAAUGUUUCUGGGACAUUGAGAAUUUCUAGGUUAGAAUAAUGCCAGAAUUUUAAGAAUUUUUCUGACAAAGCGGUAAAAUCUCGAACGUUCUGGAAUUAGUAAAAUCCGCGAUCGUCUAGCAUGUUCCUGAGAUAUUAAAACUAGGGUUAAGUUUUCCUCUUUUUUACAAUUUUUAUCUUUUUGUUAUUGUUUAACUACCUAUGAAAUAUUUUAUACUCUAGUUUUGAAUUUAGCCCAUGAUACUUCAUUCUUUUUGUGACAAAUUUAUUUUAAAACGAAAAGUAGUAUUAUUGUUAUCUUCCACAAGACAAUAUGGCCAUUAUACGAGGAAAAAUAAGACGCGUCUUACGUAAGACGCGAACUGGACCAUUUAUACCAGCAUGUCUUAUCUAAGUCUUCUGUAUGCUUAAACUUACUUUUAAAGUGUAAGUUUAUAAUACGAAGAUAGCAAUUUGAUUAGUAAAUAUAAAUUGUGAUAGGUCUACUUACACCAGCAGAUGUCACGCAUUUGUCCCGGAGGUCUGUUAUCGCCUUCUCCUUACAUAAUAACAAAAAAUCUUUCUCCUCCGCGAUGGAGCAAGUGUUUCUUUUUACCUUUAACGUCCAGCUCAUUGUAUUUGAGCGAAGAAAAAAAUUAAGCAGAAUAGACAAGGAAACGAAAACGCGUUGUAAUUUGUAAACAAUUUUUCCCCGCCAGUGGCCUGCUAGUCCACCGCGGGGCAAGCGAUAAUUUUCCCGUCAAAAAUUAACACAUGCGUACUAUGCGUUCGCGUCUUAUGUAAGACGCGAAGGUCAGUUAUACGAAGUUUUCCUCGUCUUAGCUAAGACGCGUCUUAUUUUUCCUCGUAUGAAUGGCCUUAUUAUUUAUUGAUUAGCAAGGGUGAAGUGAUUAUUUUGUGAUUGUUUUUAAUAUCCGGUAUAGUCGAAUCAGAUCAAAUGUAACUUUCCUGUUCACUUUUUGAACAAUAAAUGUCUCCGAAGCAAUCUGAGGCAUGAUAGACAUAAUGGACUUUUUUAUUUGUUCCUUGACUUGUGUGGAUCGCAUGGUGCAUGAAAGACAAGAACCAACUCUUUACCAGGCCGUUAAUUUAAAUAUAAAGCCCUGUGCAAACGAAGGCAACAUUGUUGAAUGUUACUUGUUGCGUCCAGUUUGCACACCCUGUUACAUGUUGUUGCGAGUUGGUAGGAGUUGUCGCAUCCCAGUCCGUUUGAACAGCACUGCCAAAACGGACGCAACAAUGCCGAUUAUUCAGGGUUCGUACUCGUUUGAGCUCUUCAAAUUCCGUGACUUUUUCCAUGACCUUUUUAAGUUUUCCCAGACCUUGGGUUUAGUGGUCACUUUUAAAAAUGUUCACAAUUUUCGUUGUUUGGGGGUAUUUUUUGACCUUAAACAGUUCAACAGACACAAACUCAGGCGUCCACCAAAAUGCGUGCCGUUUGCGCUCUUUCAUUACUCCUCUCUAUCUUAAUGCACCUAUCAAUGUAAAGCCGGUGAAAGGGGCGGGGGGGGGAGCAGGGCAUGGGGUGGGGAUUUGAUUGUCUUUGUUGGCCCUGGGGUAGGGCAUUUGACUGAUCUUGUUCUCCCAGGGGAGGGGACAUUUGAAUCUUUCUUCGCCCGACGUGAAGAUAUUUGACUGCCGACUCAGACGAAAAAGACUGAGACCGAACAUGUGUUUCCCGAUUCCACGCUUCAAGCAUGCGCCAUACGGUUUGAAAAGAUCAGGAAGUCAUGCAGGCAAAUGAGAACAAGCGAAGGCUGAAUGGAUUUCACUGUUUUGUCUUCAAAUUUUGUUUGUUUUAGCGUGUUUUUUAUCAGUUGAACCUCUUAAAAUACUGUGGUAUCAAAGUAAACGGAAGUAAAGAGAAACCAAGUCGAUUUUUGCAAGUACAAUUGAUUAGUGUAUGGCUCAUUCGCUACAAUCACUGUAAACUUAUAAAACUGACUUUCAUUGUACCCUUUACUAAGAACGGUAUAUUUAAACUUACAAAAUGUGGACUUUCUCUAAAGGUUUAUGUAUUCUACGCAGUGUAACACGGAUUAUGGUUAAAACAUAUAAUUGCAGCUGUAACCGGAACAUGUAUCUUUGGUGAUGCAGCAACGUUUAAAAAAGAUUGCAGAGUUUUAUUUGGAAAUAUUUUUAUCGUGCUUUUCUUGGAUUCUGCCUUGGGAUUGACAGCAAUGUGCAGCCUGGGGUAGGGAAAUUUGGUUGCAUUUGACUGGAAUGACUUGCCCGUGGGCAGGGAAUUUGAUUGUAAAUUUUUGCAAAAAGUCAAAUUCCCACCCCUUGCCAUGCCUACUCCCCCGCCGGCAUUACAUUGAUAGGUGCAUAAAUUGUCCCUGCUCUGUUAUCUGCAAUGUCUAAACUACCAAACGAAACUUUAAUUUUCCAUGACUUUCAAGGCACGAGCCUUUCAGGAGGGCAACUUAAAUACGGCGAUCAGUUUUUAUUCAAGACAGCGUGAUAUAUAAAUAAAUAUGCGCACUCAAAAAUGGCAGCCGCGCCUUUGAGAACCGAAAAUGAAAUUCCAUGACUUUCAAGGUUUUCCAUGACCUGUACGAACCCUGUAUUAUUAUAGGCCCAACAUUGUUGCAAGUAGCUUAAGGUCUACACACUUCGUGCGCAGUCGCCGGCUGUACCUUUCCCCUCCCCCUAGCUCUCGUGUUUUCACGAUCCAACUGUGCUCUCGAAACGGUUACUCUGUAGUGUAAAAUUUUUGCGGGAUAAAAUUUGCCCCCAGUACUUGAGUCUUAAAUCCAACCUUACCCGAUUUGUUUUUCAUUAAUAAACUUUCGAAAACGUUUCAUGAUACACCUACCAGGAACCGUACAAGAUAUUUUUAACUCAAUUAAGGGACUGUUUACAUCAGGAGGUGGGUGACCUUAGGUAGGUGAGGUAACCUGCUUUGUUGGGGUAACCCACCUGUCCAUACUCAAAUAUCUCGUUUUAAUUUUUUUACGUUUACAAGAUACGUGGGGUAGCUAUAUGAGAGAUUAUAUGGACAGGCGGAUGACCCCACCUAAGCGUGUUACCUCACCUACCUGGGGUCCCCACCUCCAUGCUAAGAGGCCCGAAGAGGGGAUAGUUUUUCGACCGAAGGACAGUUCAAACAGUAUGGGGCCUGUUGCCCGCAGAAACUUUACGUUGGACGUAACAGGUCAGCCUUGUUGUCUAGUUCACUCAUCUUCAUGGGUCAGGCCGCAUACAGGUCGUAAACUUCACGGAUUUCUAAACCAGAUGCAAAAGUUCGGGCAUACGCAGAAAGCAAAAUUUCGAGUUUUUGGGUUUACAAGUGACACAGCAGUCUUGACUUUUACUUUUCACUCUCUCUCUCCUCCCCUCUGUUUUCGCUUUUCUUGCCUCAUUUUUCUCUCUUGCUGAGCAUUUGGUAGGCUUCAUUUUGGUGGGAAAAGUUUGGAGGAAACAUUUUAGUAUCUUAGGAUUAAAUGAAAGGAAAGGUAGGUGGGUAAUGGAACAAGAUUUUCAUGGAAAUUUUCGGGUCACUGUUACAUGGUCUUUUGCUGUUUUAUCCAGUGUGCUUGACGGAAUUGUGCUCAUUCUGGUAUGGUUUGAAAGAUUUCUUCGCUCUGCACAAGUUAACGGACAAAGUUAUCCUUGAUUAGUAAAACUGAUGACGUCACAAGCGGUAGCAAGGACGCGGUUACGGGCGGGGGCGAAUGCCCCUUUAAUCAAAAAACCUAAAAGUCGCCUUUUGCCGAUUUUUUCACCUGAUUUUACAUUGAAUAGUCACAUUCGGUUGUUUUAUGCUGAAAAGUGGAUUUUUCUCAAAAAGCUUGGUACUUUGCUGAAUGAAAUUACAAAUGGUCACACAGAUUGUGUAAGCCCCUAGCCUCCCCGCAGACGUCCUUUGGGGUUCGUUUGUCACGCAUUCAUUUCUCUCUCUUCUCUUGCGUGACAAACGAACCCCAAAGGACGUCUGCGGGGAGGCUAGUAAGCCCCCUGCUCAGCUGUGGAUAUUUUGGGAGGUUAUGAGCAGGAGAUUGACAAUAACUUCCCUUUAAAUAAGUAGAUAGAUGUUGUCAGAUCAAAUAAUCACAAGGAAACCACCAGCAUCAUAUAAUGAGCAGCAUAUUCGUAAUGUUUUCUUUCUUUUUUUUAGGGGGCUGGGGUGAAAACAAGCUGCACUAUUCCUUUUUGGCCUCAAUACAUGAUACAAACAGAUAUCGUGCGAGUUAUCUUUUCCUCUUUACUUCGUCAUGCCAGGCUAUCAACUUUUCUAUAAGGAAUACCUGUUGAGCUUUAUAAUAUUUGGGAUGGUGAUGCAUAAAAAUCGAAAAAUAUGAGCCACACGUGCUAAGUCUUUAAAAUAAUAACACUGAUUCAGCGAUAUUUAAUCCUUCUUAAACAAACACCCAGUGUAUAUUUAAUUCUGAUUGUUUUAUAAUCCAUUUUGGAGUGUUUCGCUUUAACAUUGAUUGCGAGGCAGUUUCCUUGCAAAAUUUAAGUCUUAAAGCUGUUAAAGUGUAUUUUUCACCCCAAUUUCUACGUUUCAACUAAGAAAAAUGUCUCUGUGCCGUCAGAAUUAUCAUGAAGAGUGCGAAGCUGGCAUUAACAAGCAGAUCAACCUUGAGUUGUAUGCAAGCUACGUGUACUUGUCGAUGGUAGGUUCGCUUUCUUCCCGCCGUCAUUUUUCGAUACAGGUGGUCUAAAGUUUAUGUGUUUUUUCGCUCUAGGCCUAUCACUUCGAUCGUGAUGAUGUGGCCCUGCCAGGAUUUCAGAAAUUCAUGCUGAAACAAUCGGACGAGGAACGUGAACACGCUCGCAAGGUAACUUAAUCGCGAUGUUAAAUCAUUUUCAAAAUGUCAUCUAAGUCGUGUGGCCCCGUAGUUUAACUAAUCCGCACUAUCGCUCAAUUUGUAGCUGAUGAAAUACCAGAAUGAACGAGGAGGCCGCAUUGUGUUGCAAGAUAUCAAGGUAAGGGUGAAAAAAAUCGAAUUUGACACAAUCGGCAAUUUUGGAAAGUGCCAGAGCUUUUCAACUGGGUGUAACAUUACAUGAGAGGAGGUCGCCUUUCUCUCGCUGUUACUGUGCAAAUUCAUAUGUAAACAAUUUUUGUAGAUCGUUCGUUUUUUUGGUUUUUCUAUCGAUAACUGUUAGAAAUGUUUGUUCUCUGGGGAGCUUGAAGGGUCAGCGAACACCUUCUGAAUGCGAGAUGAAACGUACACGCACUCGCCUCAGACUGAGUGGGCUGUGACAGUACAAAUAAGAGCUUUAUCUAAGCCCCAUCAUUUUAAUUUUUGCGAUGAAAUUGUGUGACUGUUUCAUGUGUAAAAAUUCUGGGUGAUUCUCUUUUACAUCCUCUUUGUUAUUAGUUGUAAGUUCGAGUUCCUUGCCGGGAGAAGAAAGUCAGGAAGAGCUUGGUAGUAAAUCUUGGCAAAACAACCCAAUAAGUAGCGUUUGGGGGCAGGGGCAGGGGGCAGGGGCAGGGGCAGGGGGCAGGGGCAGAGGGUAGUACAGUGCUGUACAGGACAGACACUAUUGUCUAUCCCCGCAGAGAAUUUUAACAACAGGGUUAUGACUGUAGUUAGUGUCUUCUGAUUAUCAGUGGUGAAUGUGUUUCAUGUGUCGUAUUACCUUUUGUAGAAGCCAGAAAAGGAUAAAUGGGGAAGUGGACUGGAAGCGUGCCAGGCUGCUUUGGAUUUGGAGAAGCAUGUGAACCAAGCCUUGCUUGAUCUGCAUAAGAUUGCCGACUCUAAUGGUGAUCCCCAGGUGAGUUUUAUGCUACACAAAGCUCUUCAAGUGAGGUUGUAUUUCUCGUGGUAAAAUGUUGUGAGGAAUUAAAUUGUUUGAUGGCCAUUGGGACAAAUUGUAUGCGGACACUACACAUACAUACAUACAUGUUUUUUGUUUGGAGUCUUAUACAAUAAAUAGUAUAUCAACUAUUUCCAAAUAACUAAAAUUACUAACAACAAAAAUUUCUAACCAAAUAUGGCUAAUAUGGCUAGAGUAUUUACUUUUUACCGUCUUCCCCUUUCCUUUUUUCAAAGCAUUCGAUUACAUGUUUUGCUAUUAGUUUUUGUAUUUUAGCAUAUCCGCUAGUGGGGUUUAUUAGAAACAUAAAUAUUUUGUUAGGUGACAUUCUGCUUAUUUUUAUUCUAUAUUCUUUUUCCAAAUAAUCUAGUAACGAUCAUCUUUUUUCCUGUUAAGCAAGGCAUAUAUUUAGAAAAUGGUAUUCGUCCUCCACUUCUAUUUUAAAGAUUAGGCAAAUUCUUUCUUCAGGUUUCUUAAACGGUCUCGAAUAACGUCCCGUCUCUAUGGCUAAUUUGUGGUUGCUUAGUCGCACAUCUAUACCAUGAUUGGGGGUUACGGAAACUUCCUGCUGCAAGGGUUUCAAAUAGGCCAUUUCUGAGUUUCCCCGGGCCUCUGUUUCAAAACCAAGGUAGGUGCUCAGCCUUUGAUAUGGAAACCCUUCUCCCCUCCGCCUUUACAUCUUUUCUUUUUUUGCUCCCGCUCUAACUUUCGUGCAAUAACUUGCCAAAUUUAAGCAAUCUAUUUGUGAGUUUCCCACGGUUUAUUGUUUGAUUAUCUCUUGGCGAUAUCGAGCUAAAAAAUAAGCUCUCCUUUUUCUGCUUUCUCUUGACUUCGCACAAUAUUCAGUUAAUUCAUCAUUAUCACAUUGCCCAUAAUGCACCUUGUUUAUCCCUCAAAAUUUUGCAUAAGCGUUGUCCUUGGAAGACUGUAAUACCCAGGAGAAAUUGGAAGCAAUGGUUAUGGUAAACAAGGUAUAUUGAGGGCAUUGUGAAAAGGCCCUCUCUACACCAAUGCGUUUUCAAAAGUAUGCAUUUUCCUUGUCAUCAGAAACGCAUCAAUCAAUUCGCGUUCACACUAACGUUCUAAUGCGUUUUCGACUGUCCACACCAAAACGUUCCAGAAAGAUAGAAUUGUGCGUUAUGAUGUAAGUUGAACUCUAUGUGCAAACACGCGCCUGCGAUAUUUUCGGUCAUCUUUUUCAUCUUGAUGCGUUCUCUAUCGUCCACACCGUUAUGAUAUGUAUGUGUUUUCGUUUCGAUCCAUUUUCAAGAGCAUUUUCAGUUAGAUGCGUUUUCGAUGAAAACGCUCAGCGUGUGGACAGAAUGCCUAAACGCAUCGAAAUAUAUGGGUUGUCAUACGAAAGCACAUUAGUGUGGACGGGACUUAAGAGACUGCUCAUUCUGAAAUGGGCUAUUGCAUUUAAUAUCCGUACCCUCCCUCCCGGUUGAGGGCCAACCUUUUCUUCUUACCCCUGAAGAUUAAAUAAAAUUGUAUGUACCCUGAAGACUUCCAUAAAAUAUGAAUUUACCCCUGAAGAAUAUAGGUCUACUCCUGAACGAAUUCGUGUAAAUUAAAGCUCCACAAAGAAUUCCAUAUUUUUUUACUCUACUACUAGAAGAUCCUUAGUUUUUAUAACUUACCCCUGAAGAAUUCUAUGAUUCCUCAACCGGGAGGGGGAGAAUGGGGGUACGGGUAUUAAAUAGCUCAAUCCUACUUCACCAGUCAAUAAGGUGACAUAACUGUUUUUUCUUCACAGUUGCAAGGCUUUUUGGAAUCAGAAUUCCUUGAAGGGCAGGUUGAAAGUAUCAAAGAGCUAUCAAACUUCGUUAACACCCUCACACGGCUUAGCAAGGAUAACUACGCUCUUGGUGAAUACCAAUUUGAUAAAGUAACUCUUAAAGGCAACAGCACGGAAUAGUCUUAACGACUACUUGAAUUAGAAUUUUGUACUGGAGUGGGUCUUGAAUGUUUUUGGAACAUUGAGAAUUUCUAGGUUAGAAUAGUGCCAGAAUUUUAAAAAUUUUACUGACAAAGCGGUAAAAUCUCGAACGUUCCGGCAUUAGUAAAAUCCCCGAUCGUCUAGGAUUUUCCUGAGAUAUUAAAACUGGGCUUAAGUUUUCGUCUUUUUUACAAUUUUUAUCUUUUUGUUAUUGUUUAACUACUUUUGAAACAUUUUAUACUCUAGUUUUGAAUUUAGCUCAUGAUACUUCAUUCCUUUUGUGACAAAUUUAUUUUAAAACGAAAAGUAGUAUUAUUGUUAUUGUUAUCUUCCACAAGAUGGACCAAGUGUUUCUUUUUACCUUUAACGGCGAGCUCAUUGCAUUUGAGCGAAGAAAAAAAUAAAGCAAAAUAGACAAGAAAACGAAAACGCGUUGUAAUUUGUAAACAAUUUUUCCCCGCCAGUUGCCUGCCAGUCCACCGCGGGGCAAGCGAUAAUUUUCCCGCCAAAAAUUAACACAUGCGUACUAUGCGUUCGCGUCUUAUGUAAGACGCGAAGGUCAGUUAUACGAAGUUUUCCUCGUCUUAGCUAAGACGCGUCUUAUUUUUCCUCGUAUAAAUGGCCCUAUUAUUUAUUGAUUAGCAAGGGUGAAGUGAUUAGUUUGUGAUUGUUUUUAAUAUCCGUCAUAGUCAAAUCAGAUCAAAUGUAACUUUCCUGUUCUCUUUUUGAUCAAUAAAUGUCUCCGAAGCAAUCUGAGGCAUAACAGACAUAAUUGACUUUUUUAUUUGUUCCUUGACUUGUGUGGGUUGCAAGUUGCAUGAAAGCCAAGCACCAACUCUUUUCCAGGCCGUCAAUUUAAAUAUAAAGCCCUGUGCAAACGAAGGCAACAUUGUUGAAUGUUACAUGUUGCGUCCGUUUGCACACCCUGUUGCAUAUUGUUGCGAGUUGGUGGGAGUUGUCGCAUCCGUUUCAACACCACCACCAAAACGGGGAAACGGACGCAACAACGCCAAUUUAAGGACCGACAGUUAAAUUCCAUGACUUUCCAGGCCUUGAAAAUGAAAUUCUUAAAUUCUAUGACUUUCCAGGUUUUCCAUGAACUGUACGAACCCUGUUAUUAUAGGCCCAACAUUGCUGCAAGUAGCUUAAGGUCCACACAUGGCGAGCGCAGUCGCCGACUGUACCUUCCCCCUCCCCCUUAUAACUCUCGUGUUUUCACGCUCCAACUGUGCUCUCGAAACGGUUACUCUGUAGUGUGAAAUUUUUGCGGGAUAAAAUUUGCCCCCAGUACUUGAGUCUUAAAUACAAAACCUCACCCGAUUUGUUUUUCAUUAAUAGACGUCCGGAAAAGUUUCGUGAUACACCUACCAAGAACCGUACAAGAUAUUUUUAACUCAAUUAAGGGACUGUUUACAUUGAGGUGGGGGACCUUAGGUUGUGAGGUAGUUUAGGUAACCUGCUUUGCUGGGGUAACAAUAUCUCGUUUUAAUUUUUUUAAGUUUACAUGAUACGUCGGGUAGCUAUAUGAGAGCCGUAUAUGGACAGGCAGGUGACCCCACCUAAGCGGGUUACCUCACCUACCUGGGGUCCCCCACCUCCGUGCAAAGAGGCCCGAAGAGGGGAUAGUUUUCGACCGAAGGGGACAGUACAAACAGUAAGGGGGCUGUUGCCUGCUGAAACUUUACGUUGGACGUAACACUGGUAACAGGUCAGCCUUGUUGUCUAGUUCACUCAUCUCCACGUGUCAGGCCGCAUACAGGUCGUAAACUUCACGGCCUUCUAAACCAGAUGCAAAAUAUUAGCUUGCGAAGUUCGGGCAUACGCAGAAUGCAAAAUUUCGAGUUUUUGGGUUAAAAGUGACACAGCAGUCUUGACUUUUACUUUUCACUCUCUCUCCUCCCCUCUUUUUUCGCUUUUCUUGCCUCAUUUUUCUCUCUUGCUGGGCAUUUGGUAGGCUUCAUUUUGGUGGGAAAAGUUUGGAGGAAAAAUUUUAGUAUCUUAGGAUUAAAUGAAAGGAAAGGUAGGUCGGUAAUGGAACAAGAUUUUCAUGGAAAUUUUUGGGUCACUGUUACAUGGUUUUCUGCCGUUUUAUCCGGUGUCCUUGACGGAAUUGUGCUCAUUCUGGUAUGGUUUGAAAGAUUUCUUCACUCUGCACAAGCCAACGGACAAAGUUAUCCUUGACUAUUAAAACUGAUGACGUCACAAGCGGUAGCAAGGACGCGGUAACGGGCGGGGGCGAAUGCCCCGUUAAUCAAAAAACCUAAAAGUCGCCUUUUGCCGAUUUUUUGACCUGACUUUACAUUAAAUAGUCAGAUUCGGUUAUUUUAUGCUGAAAAGUGGAUUUUUCUCAAAAAGCUUGGUACUUUGCUUAAUGAAAUUAGAAACGGUUACACAGAUUGUGUAAGCCCUCUGCUCAGCUGUGGAUAUUUUGGGAGGUUAUGAGCGGGAGAUUGACAAUAACUUCCCUUUAAAUAAGUAGAUAGAUGUUGUCAGAUCAAAUAAUCACAAGGAAACCACCAGCAUCAUAUAAUAAGCAGUAUAUUCGUAAUGUUUUCUUUCUUUUUUUUAGGGCGGGGGGGCUGAUGUUAAAACAAGCUGCACUAUUCCUUUUUGACCUCAAUACAUGACACAAACAGAUAUCGUUCGAGUCAACUUUUCCUCUUUACUUCGUCAUGUCAGGCUAUCAACUUUUUUAUAAGGAACAAAGCUAUCCCUGAUUAUUACAUCUGAUGACGUCACAAGCGGUAGAAACGACGCGGAUCCGCACAGGCGGUUACGGGCGGCUCAGGGGCGAAUGUGUUUUAAUCACAAAACCUAAAAGUUGCCUUUUGCCGAUUUUUUCACCUGAUUUUACAUUGAAUAGUCAGAUUCGGUUGUUUUAUGCUGAAAAGUGGAUUUUUCUCAAAAAGCUUUGUACUUUGCUUAAAAUUAGAAACGGUUACACAGAUUGUGUAAGCUCCCUGGUGUGGACAUUUUGAGAAGUUAUGAGCGGGAGCAGGAGAUUGACGUUGUCAAAUCAAAUAAUCACAAGGAAACCACCAGCAUCAUAUAAUAAGCAGUUAUAAUAUGUUCGUAUUGUUUUCUUUCUUUUUUUUGAGGGGGGGGGGAUGUGUAUUCCUUUUUGGCCUCAAUACAGUACACAAACAGUCAUCUUCGUCAUACCAGGCUGUCAACUUUUUUUAUAAGGAAAGCCUGUUGAACUUUAUAAUAUUUGGGAUGGUGAUGCAUAAAAAUAAAAAAAUAUGAGCCACACGUGCUAAGUCUUUAAAAUCAUAUCACUGGUUCAGCGAUUUUGAAUCCUUCUUAAACAAAAACCCAGUGUAUUUGCUUAUUUUCAUGCCAUCACGUCCACUACAACGUUAUUUUUAGCAAAGAUUGCGUGAUCAUGUGAAUCAGCAUUUUUGUCCAAGUCACGUGUGAAUGACGACAUCACACAAUGUUAGCUGAACCAAUCAACGCCUGACAUUAGGAAAUCACGUGAAUCACGUGACUAUGCAAUUAAAACCUUCGAUUCUCUAAGGAACCGCCAUUUUGGAUUGUUUCGCUUCAACAGUGAUUGAACGAGGCAGUUUCCUUGCAAACUUUAAGUUUUAACGUGUCUUUUUCACCCCGAUUUCUACUGUUCAACUAAGAAAAAUGUCUCUGUGCCGUCAGAAUUAUCAUGAAGAUUGCGAAGCUGGCAUCAACAAGCAGAUCAACCUUGAGUUGUAUGCAAGCUACGUGUACCUUUCGAUGGUAGGUUCGCUUUCUUCCCUCUGUCAUUUUUCGAUUCAAGUGGUCUAAAGUUUAUGAGUUUUUCGCUCUAGGCCUAUCACUUCGAUCGUGAUGAUGUGGCCCUGCCAGGAUUUCACAAAUUCAUGCUGGAACAAUCGGACGAGGAACGUGAACACGCUCGCAAGGUAACUUAAUCGCGAUGUGAAAUCAUUUUCAAAAUGUCAUCUAAGUCGUGUGGCCCCGUAGUUUUACUAAUCCGCACUAUCACUUAAUUUGUAGCUGAUGAAGUAUCAGAACGAACGAGGAGGCCGCAUUGUGUUGCAAGAUGUUAAGGUGAGAGUGAAAAAAGAAAUCGAAAUGAUCUUUGUACUAUUACGUAAGCCAAAGUCUAUGAUAAUCGAAGUAAGCGUAAAUUUGACACAAUCGGGAAUUUUGGAACGUGCUAGAGCUUUUCCACUGGGUGUAACAUUACAUGAGAGAAGGUCGGCUUUCUGUCGCUUUUAUUGUACAAAUGCAUAUGCAAACGAUUUUUGUAGUUCGUUCCUUUUGUGGUUUUUCAGUGUGUUUCCCUGCUAUUUUGAGGAGGGAGUUUAGUAUAGGACCAGCGUGUUGAGCCCUAAGAUUUUUGGGUGGGCCCAUUGUUACUGUUUUCACAAAUGUUUGUAUUUUUAACAAGUGGACGUGUCUAUCGGUAACUGUGAGAACUGUUUGUGCUGUGGGGAGCGUGAAGGAUCAGCGAACACCUUCUGAAUACGAGAUGAAACGUACACGCACUCGCCUCUAGGCUGUGACAUUACAAUAGGAGCUAUAUUAAGCCGCAUCAUAUUAAAUUGUGCGAUAAAAUAGUGUAACUCUUGUGUGAAAAUUGUGAGUGAUUUUCUAUUGCAUCCUUUACGAUAUUAGUUGUAAGUUUGACUUGAAGUAAGGUGAGGAAAGUGUGGUAGUAAAUCUUGACAAAACAACCCAAUAAGUAGCCUUUGUGGGGCAAGGGGGCAAUACAGUGCUGUACAGGAAAUAUGUCGGGACAUCAUUAUCUGUCCCUGCAGAGAAUUUUAACAACAGGAUUAUGACUGUAGUAAGUGUCCUCUGAUUAUCAAUGAUGAAUGUGAUUCAUGUGUUUUAUGUACCUUUUGUAGAAGCCAGACAAGCAGAAUUGGGGAAGUGGACUGGAAGCAUGCCAGGCUGCUUUGGAUUUGGAGAAGCAUGUGAACCAAGCCUUGCUUGAUCUGCAUAAGAUUGCUGACUCCAAUGGUGAUCCCCAGGUGAGUUUUAUUCUACUCAAAGCUUUUCAAGGGAGGUUGUGUGUCUCAUGGUAAAAUGUUGUGAGGAAUUAAAUUGUUUGAUGGCCAUUGUGACAAAUUGUAUGCUGACAUUACACAUCUUCACCAUGAUUGGGGGGGCACUUAGAGAAACUUCCUGCUGCAACGGCUGCAAAGUGCAUUGUGCUGUACUAGAGCUGAAUUUGCAUUACUGCUAUUCUUAUUUCGAAAGGCUGGGUUCAAACUUUCAGCAUCUUUCUGUGUCACUGUCAUUCCUUACAGGAAUGUAAUUAAUGUAACUUUAUGUAUUCUCAACUCCAUUGCUUGCUAAAACACACAUUUAAAAGAAUUAGUUAUUUUCAUUGGUUGGGAAGUCAAUUUGUUCUCAAACUCCUGUGGAGAGUGGGUGGUUUGGCAAAAUUAAUGAAAGGAAUCUUGGACGCAUUUCUUCAUUGUAGAUGGGAGAUAUGAUUGAAGACCUCUUGAGUGAGCAGGUUGAAUCCAUCAAGCAGUUUUCAGAGUUUGUGACAGAACUAAAACGUGUUGGGCCUGGACUCGGAGAACAUAUGUUUGACAAAACCACUUUACAUUAGUCAAGAUUAUCUUAGCAAUGACUAUUGUUUUUUGCAUUUUACCAAGAUAUUUAACUUCUGGGUUUUUUUUAAAAAUAAUUCUGUUUCAAUAUUUAAGGUUGACUAAAACUUUAUUUUUCACUAUUUAUGAAUAAACAUUCUGGGGGUAAAUAAUUGUUUGUGAGAAACUGCAUCAUACGCAGACAAUCCAAAAAGUUCUUGUUUGUGAAUUUAAGUCUUAAUUUUCACCAGUAUCAAAAUGACUGAAAGACUAGCAUUCUAUAUUGUAACACUCAUGUAAUGACUUGCCUUGUGCUUGUUUUGUUGAAUGCUUUAAAUAAACUGGAUGUGACAUGACUUGCGAGGCUGGGUUUGUUUUGCACAUUCUCAUAUUUCUCGAUCUUUGCCACAAGCUUUAUUUUUCUGCCGAUAUACUGGAGUUGGUGGAAAGUGUGUGGGGGUGGGGGCUAGCCAUAAAUAUUGUGUGUUGAAUGGAAGAAUACCUUCAGAAAAUGGUAGGAAAGUUAGGUAAACCAUAAAUGAAAUACAGAUGAAUAGGCCACUUGCACUAAGAGGUCACGUGACCAAUGCUUCCUUUAAACAAUGUGUUGAAGUCUUGCUGAUGCCAAAAGUAAUAUUGACAGAGCACAAAAAAAUUAUUUUACACCCGAAAUUUGAGAGAUAUUGGGAGAUAUUUAAUGGCACUUUGAUUUUUCAACUAAGUAGUAUGAUUUGUAUUGGCAACCAUGUUGGAGGGCAUACUCUUGCCCUCCAACAUAGUGGCCAAAACUACUUUUUGCUUAUUUCUUGUUAAACGUUCGAUAGUUAUGCUCAGAUGUGUUUUAAACGUUACCAUAUCAUCUUUUCAACACUUACCUUGAAGUUUAAGUGCAAAAUUUGUGUUCAGAGAGAGGUAAUUCAUAAUUUUAAAAAUCACAUUUUGGUCACGUGACCAGCUAAAAACUUACUCAUUUUAAGAAAAUGGUGCAGGUUUGAAAAACCAAAUCACUAUUAUUUUGUUAAAGAUAUGACCCACUAAUCAUUUUUUGAAGGCAAAAUCGUAUAACUUUCAUAAACGAUUUCACAUGGCCUAUUAGGAUGAAGGAGAUAAACAUGGAUUACAAAUGACAGACUUGAAAAAUUAGGCUUGUAUUGAAAGAUGUAGAAGCGGUGACAAUGUAUCUUCAAAGAAUACUGCAUGUGUAAUUCUCCUUGUUGAUGUUUUGUCAUGUAGGCAUAUUAUGCUAAUGUCAUUGUAGCUGCUUUCUAUGGAUUUCCUUUGCUGCCUAGUAAUGCUUGCUGUGUCUUUGAUGCUCCUGAAAUGUUAUCAACAGGGCUCGAAAAAAUCCCAUCUGUUAGUCUGUAACAAGUAGAUUUUUGUGCUGGGCAAGUUACUUUAAAGCUUGCAUGCACAAUGGUAAAUUGUCUAGGCCAGUCAUCCUCUAACAAAAUCAUUAGCUAAUAUUUGUCAAGUGGCCCUGGUCAAACAAAAUGUGAGAACUACUUGAUUAAAGGACAAGAUGGGCUUCAAAAUUUUUUUUUCUAGCCCUGACUAAGUACCUGCUGUGAUAUAGCAGACUCAAAAAUGGCAAUGUAACAUACCACAUGUCUACGUACAUCCAUUAGCGUCCCUAUGCUUGAGUCCUACCACAUACAUAACACUUGUCUUCUAUCUUUCUGUCUUCAACGGUCCUCUCUCUUAUUUUUCGGGCAGAUGAUGGACUUCAUUGAAGGGAACUUCCUUGAGGAGCAGGUGGAGUCCAUCAAACAGUUCUCUGAUUAUGUCACCAACCUGAAGCGUGUUGGUCCUGGACUGGGUGAAUACCAGUUUGACAAGCUGACUCUGAAGGACUCCUAGAGAGACAUCGAGUCCUUGUGUGUCCUCUUCAACCUGAUGGGCCUUAGAUUAUUUUACCAACUCAGGAUGAUUUUCUUUUUUGUUUUUCACUCAGUUUGAUUUUUCUUUUUCGUUUGGUCUUCAGACAAGACAAAAUUGUUAUCCAGUAGUAUGACUUAAACCGGAUUUUGACUGUAGAUAUUGCCCAUUUUCUGUUUGUAAAAGGUUGAACAUUAAAGGACAAUAAUAUUUCAUGGAAACACUGUGUUGUUUUUUGGUUGAAACCCUCCAGUACCUUUUUAUGAGCAACUCCCUUUUUAACUCCCUUGGUAAUCUGCACCUCAAAAGUUUUAUAGGAGCCUGUGGGUCUACGUAUCUCGAUUCAAUCAGAACAACAAAAAGUUGUGAAUAUUUUUUGCCAGGAUCUUAGUGGGUCUCGGAAAUCAAGUGUUUAUUUGAUUCUGCAUACUGAAAAACGGAAUGUUUCCCCAAACAGUCACAGGUUUGCUCAGGACUGGAGAGAAGAUGGGGUGACUUUCAGGUUGAAAUUAAAGCUCCCUCCACUUUGCCCUUUUCCAAGUUCCAUUUAAUUCAUUCUCCCCUUUCUUCCAAGGGAACGAAGCAGUAGACUCGUGUUGAGAAAUGAAAGGCUAGUUCCAAAAGGGACUGUGUCUUGAAUGCGUAAGAUAUAGUGCAAGUCGAGAGUUGUCAACUAACGUAAAUUUCCAGGAAGUUUUAUCUCCUCCAUCCUUGUGAUGUUUGUCUCAGUAUAUACAGUCUGCACCUCUUCUAAACCUUCACUUUCGUUUGGUCUUCUUUUUCCUCGUUCCCAGGCGCUCGCGAUCGCUUAUUUGGGGAUACUUUACAUCAAGGGUAAGCGAGGGUGAAGGGAAUAGCCCACCUUCGGUAGAUUAAAAUUCUAACAAGACUCCAAGGCUUUCUGGUCAUUUUUCUAUAUUUGGUUUGGUUUUCUUCGUGCUCAAGU